This is a messenger RNA of Penicillium alfredii, 2439 nucleotides long. Its product is annotated as ubiquitin-associated-like domain-containing protein. Gene Ontology annotation, cellular component: nucleus; cytosol. Lineage: Eukaryota; Fungi; Ascomycota; Eurotiomycetes; Eurotiales; Aspergillaceae. The transcript has 6 exons. The record is from RefSeq and is a predicted model, not a curated record. Bases 1 to 2439 code for a protein of 812 amino acids. Gene Ontology annotation, biological process: protein deubiquitination.
AUGGCCUCCGAACCCCCCGAGGAAGCUAUCGCGAACUUCGUCAACUUCACUAGCACGACGCGUGAGCAAGCCAUCAGCUUUCUCAAGGUCGGUGGUGUUUCUCAUGUAAAAGGAACAACGCAACUAAUAUAUCUGUACCACCAGGCCAACAACCUCGACUCUCAAAAAGCCAUCAAUGCCUACUUCGAAGAUCCAACGGGACCUCAGACAAAGCCAACGGAACAAUAUGGUGAAACUGGUGCACCUUCAUUUGAUUUCGGUCAACAAGAGAUUGCACCUCGAGUUCCAGCGACUGCGCCACCCUCUCGUCCCCCAUCUCGAGCCAAUAUCCAUGAUACACCCCAACCCAUAGGGCCCCAUAGCUCUACUGCGACUGCCACACAAGGAACCACGGCAAGUUCUGGGCAAGGACUGAGCUUGGCAGAUCGCGAAGAGCAAGAAAUUCAGCAGGCAGUUGCUAUGUCACUGAAUCAGGGCCUGGGACAGCAGGAGACCGGUGUGAUGACGAGCAGCCAGCCACACUUUGGGAAAGCAACUAGGGACCACUACGAUGAAGGGGAUUGGGCGAUGACGUUGUUCAACACUACAUCCCAGGAAGUCAUCAUUAGUCCAGACCCCGAGGAUCGCAAGCGAGUGGAUGGCGAGUCUGCAUUCAUUCGCCCGACCCACAACAACCUCUACCUGGGUGGAUUUCUGACGAUUCUUCACGAGAUCCCUUUGGCUCGAGAGGCUCUGCUACUACGAAACAAGGUCCUUUUUGACUAUGGGCAUGAUCCCCAGUGGUGGAACGGGCAGUCGAUCAACCUGCCCAAGAUCGUGACGGUCCACGAAACCAAGGACGGCGAUAGUGACUGGGACGACAUCAUCCAUGAAACACAGCGGUUAAUGGCGUUCUUGGAUCUUACGGACCGCGCCUUUGGCAGUGGUGAUGCACUGUCAAACCUCAAAAGCGUAUCUUCCACCGCCUCGGAUUCGGAAGAAAUUGUCGCCAGGUUUUUGGAAACGUGGCAUGGCGCAGCUAUCCGGGCCGAGCCUGAGAAUCCAUUGGCAACGACAUUCUUGUCACAUGCUUACAAGAAACCGCUCUCGGACGAGUAUGAUGAGCCUCUCUCCCGGGAACUCUUUACCCUCGAGCCUUGCGUGGAGCCGCGUCAUGGGCAAACCCUCUACGAUGUUCUGGACACAGCACUGUGGCCCGACAGAUUUGGCGAAGAACUCGACGAUGUGUGGCUAGAGCACUUGUCCGAGGUUCUCGUCAUCAAGCUCGAUGCCCCUGAACAAGCAAAAUCCGUGGACGUCAAGGUCCCCGCUGUGUUCUAUCCGGAUCGAUAUCUGAGCAGCUGUCGUGACCGGACGCGCGAAUUACGCACCAAGAAACUCGAGGUAUGGGAAGAUGUCUUAGGCCUGGAGCGGCUCAUCGAGCGCUAUACCACUCCACGGAGGCCCGUGGGCAGCUUGACCAUCAAGGCGCUCUUCGAGAAAGCUGCUGUUGCAGUGCCCCUGGCUUUGUCGAAGAACAUUGCCAAUGGAAUUGAUACAGUCAGCCCCGAGGCCGCGAGUGCAGAAGCAGAGCGGCUGGCAAAUGAACUCAAAGCCGUCUCCUCCAAAGUUGAGGCCAAACUACAAGAGCUGGAGCUCGGAAAGCAAAAGGCCAUGGAAACUUUACGCAGUUAUUCCAAGACUCUCACCGAGCCCUCCGAAUCCCCCACGGAGCCUCCUCUCCACAAGUACACGUUGAGAGGAGUCUGCACUGAACCGCACGUAACCUACAUCUUGAAGCGCAAUCAUAUCAGCACGUCGAGUGAUGCAAUGGAUGUCGAUGGCGCGAAGACCAGCGACAGCGACUAUCAGUGGUGGCGGAUCAGCUUUUCGGCAGAGGAUGGCAAGACUCGACAAGCUGAAAAACUGAAGGCCCAGGGCGAUGGUGCUGCCACGCAAGACGGCGAUGUCGUUGGUUAUAGUGCCCGCAAAGUCAGAGAGAUCGAAGUGCUCCGCGCGGCGCGCGAAGAGUGGAGAUCUGUGUUGCUGGUCUAUGCGAGUGAGAAGGCCAUAGGCGCUCACACAGAGCCUGCACCGUCACAGCUUCAGGGAUUUGUGAAAAAGGAUAAUGAUGCCUUCACAGCUGAAUUCGAGCAGAACGCAGCCAGCCCAGGAGACAAGCACCAGGAUAGCCAGCAGCCUCAAAAGCAAGUGUCUGGCAAGCAGCAACCAAUAGCCCACACAGGCCAGCAGGUGAAUGUUUUCGACUAUGAAGUUCCCGGGUUCGAGCAUGAGCAAGGCCCCGGCCAAGAGAUGACGGAGAGGGCCGGGUCGAGCUUACUGGGAGCAGGUGCUGCUGCCCAUGCACCGACCUCAAGCGCUUCGGGUAUCCAGUCAGACUGGAAGACCGAUGACGACGAGGAAAUGGCAGACCACGUGGAGAACGCAAAGACGCACUGA